Messenger RNA from Cokeromyces recurvatus, 2884 nucleotides. Its product is annotated as salt tolerance down-regulator-domain-containing protein. The record is from RefSeq and is a predicted model, not a curated record. The transcript has 6 exons. Lineage: Eukaryota; Fungi; Mucoromycota; Mucoromycetes; Mucorales; Mucoraceae. The annotation marks the transcript as partial.
AUAACUCAUAUAUUUAUAUAUAAUUUACAAACAAAAUUUGAAAUUAAGGAAAAGGCUAUAAUUAUAUAAAAUUUGUUAAACAAGCAAGGGAGAAUUUAUUUAUUUAUUCUUAUUUAAUUUUAAUAAUCUUUGUUGACCUUUUUUAUUUCUUUUUUUAUUUUUUUGUUUCUUUUUAUAUAUAUAUAUAUCUGGGUUUUUCUAUUUAGACUAAUGACGAAGUCCAUGCAGUUACCCACACAAGUGCCACAACAACAAAAAAACAUACCCAACAACACCAGCGCCAUAGAGAAUAAUAUGAAUAACAACACGAAUACAGCAACUUCUGCAUCCAAAAAGAAAAAAAAGCAUAAAAAGAAAUCCAAAAACUCAAAAAAUAUUCCUGAUCUUAACAUUACAAAGACACAGGUGGACAUGGUAGACGCCAUGAUGAAUCAUCAUGUUAUUCGUCACGGUGAUCAUCUAGACGGUCAUCGUAAGUCAGUGACUUCUUCUUCUUCUUUAAAUAAUAAAAAGAAAGCUAAAGAAGAAGACAGUUUUUGGUCAAGUUCUAAUAAUACAGAAGAGCGUCAAAAGAUUCGAGAAUUUUGGUUGCAAUUAGGUGAAGAAGAAAGACGCUCCCUUGUUAAAGUCGAAAAAGAAGCUGUAUUACGUAAGAUGAAAGAACAACAAAAACAUAGUUGUAAUUGCUCUGUCUGUGGUAAAAAGAGAACUGCCAUUGAAGAUGAAUUAGAAGUUUUAUAUGAUGCUUAUUAUGAAGAACUUGAACAGUAUGCUAAUCAUCAACAACAAACACGGGGUAGUAUUAAUCCUUUACACGCAAGCUAUCUUCCUUCAGAUCCAAUGUAUGACCACGAUACGGAUCCUUUAGAAGAUGAAGAUGAAGAAGAUGAAGCGGAUGAGGAGGAUAUUGACGAGGAAGAUAUAGAGGAAGAAGAAGUUGAGGACAUUGAAGAUAAUGAUGAAGAGGAAGAGGAUGACGAAGAGGACGAUGAAGAUGACGAAGAGUAUUCUGAUGAUGAACAAAUCAUUACUAGACCUGCCAUGACUAAUUACGCACAAAGAAGUCGGUUUGAAGAAAUGGCUCAUAUUCGUCAUAACACUCUAUCAAGAGCAUCAAAUCAUGGUGAUCACUUCAGUUUUGGAAAUAGUUUAACAGUAAAAGGUGGUAUUUUGACAGUUGCUGAUGAUUUAUUAAAAAAUGACGGUAAAAAGUUUUUGGAUAUGAUGGAGCGACUUGCUGAACGUAGAAUGCAAAAGGAGGAUAGUGCAUCAGACCAAAGUAAUAACUAUUUCCAGGAAGAUGAAGAGGAAGAGGAAGUGUUUGAAGAAGACGAUGAUGAGGAUACACGAACUGAAGAACAACGUAUGGAAGAAGGUCGUCGUAUGUUUCAAAUCUUUGCUGCCCGUAUGUUUGAACAACGUGUACUUGCUGCUUAUCGAGAAAAAGUGGCACAAGAGCGUCAGCAGCGUCUUUUAGAAGAAUUAGAAGAAGAAGAUCGUCUUCGUGAAGAAAGAGAGGCUAAAAAACAGAAAGAAAGGGAAAAAAAGAAAAAACAAAAAAGACAGCAAAAAAUGCAACAAGAGGCUGAACGUCUUGCACUUGAAGCUAAAAAGAAAGCAGAGGAAGAAGCUGCUAAACGCGAGAAAGAAAAAAAAUUAGAAUUGGAAAGACAAAAGCGUGAACAAGAAAGAUUAAAGAAAGAAGAAGAGAAGCGACAGAGAGAAGAAGAACGAUUAAAGAAAGAAGAGGAGAAGAAGCGUAGGUUAAAAGAAGAGAAAGAAAAAGAAAGAAAGCGCAAAGAGAAAGAGGAAAAAGAACGUGCUGAAAGAGAAAGGUUAGCUCAAAAAGCAAAAGCUGAAAGGGAAGAGAAAGCGCGUUUAGAAAGAGAAAGAAUAGCAAAGGCUAAGGCUGAAGCAGAAGAAAAGGAGCGUCAAGAAAAAGCAGCAGCAGCAGCAGCAGCAGCAGCGGCAGCAGCGGCGGCGGCCAAAGCCAAAUCUGAAAAGGAAGAAAAGGAACGUCAGGAGAAAAUGGCUAAGGCUAAAGCUGAAAAAGAAGAAAAAGAACGUAUUGAAAAAGAAAAAAUGGUCAAGAUGAAAGCUGAAAAAGAAAGAAAGGAGCGAGAAGCAGCUGCUAUGUUGAAGUCAUCUGCAAAGCCUGUUGGUGUUACCAUUAAGAACCCCACUUCACCAAUUGCGCCUGUAUCAUCUGCCAAUACAGCCCAUUUAAAUGUUGUUAUGAAUAAUAAUAACGUCAAUCAUUUACCACCACGUCCUCCUCCAGGUAUCUCUAAUACAUUAAUACCUACUGAUGAUCAUCAACAGUCUGAGAGUCGACAGCAGGUGUUAAUUGAAGCACUUGUAGGUUCUUCAACACGUCCAAAUUUUGUUGGGCCUACAGCUAAUGCAGCAUCACCUAUUUGCCCUCCUCAUCUUCAACAUCCUCCAUUUAUGCCUUCACCUCUUGAUAUCUUACAGGGACCUAAUGCAUCCUCACUACUUCCUAAUACCUCCUUACUUGAUCACCCAUCGCCUACUAGUCUAACUGAUAGCUCUAUUAUGGGUAUUUUUAAUAAUAAUAGAGUAGCUCCCUCACUUGACUUUAAUGGUUCUUCAUUACGUCGAUCCAUUACACCCAUUACACCCAUUGGACAACCUGUGACAGGCCGACGUGUAUCUACUAUAUCUAGCACUACAAGUAAUAACCCAUUAUCAUCAUUACAACAAGACAUAUCCACUGAUCCUAUCUUUGCAGCCUCACAUGCCGUGAAAAGAGCCUCUGUGACGAAAAUAUCCCCUUUUGAUGGAGCAGAGCCACGUUCAUUCUUUUCAAGUUUUUUAUUUGGUGAACCAAGAAACAAUACUAAUAAUAAUAAUACUAAUAAUA